AUGAACCGUGCGGCUGCUUCUCCCGCCUCCACCAACACUACCUCCACCACCACCACCACCACCACUACCAACAACAACACUGAAACGGUGGCUCCACUCACCGCUCCCGUAUCGGUCGUGGUGACUUACCAAAUUCCGGUGGCUUCCAACGAUUCCUCCUCCCAUCGACUGGAUCCAGCCGCUACCCACGUACCGAACGACCGCUACUCCUCCACGUUUCGAUUCGACGACACCAGUGUCGAUGAUACCCACGACACGCGGUUAGGCUUGCCCUUGGGGACGGUUCCCAUCAAACCACCGGCAGGAUCCUACGCCUACAGUGGCAUGCACGAUCAAGGACCGCUACCGGAACCCCGACAAGGGGGCAGCCUCGCCGUUUUGAUUGCCGGUGUCCAGCAGGCGAAAGCCAACAAUGACGCAUUCUUGACCCGCGUCAUACGGGAAGAACAGCAAUCGUCCCAAAAUCCCACAAUCAAGAAACCGCGGACCGACAGCUGA
Phaeodactylum tricornutum CCAP 1055/1 is the source of this 498-nucleotide messenger RNA. RefSeq lists its product with no specific name. The record is from RefSeq and is a predicted model, not a curated record. The transcript has a single exon. NCBI's taxonomy places the organism in Eukaryota, Bacillariophyta, Bacillariophyceae, Surirellales, Neidiaceae. The coding region runs from base 1 to 498 and encodes 165 amino acids.